Messenger RNA from Acipenser ruthenus (sterlet), 673 nucleotides. RefSeq names its product ribonuclease P protein subunit p14-like. Gene Ontology annotation, biological process: tRNA 5'-leader removal. Lineage: Eukaryota; Metazoa; Chordata; Actinopteri; Acipenseriformes; Acipenseridae. The transcript is spliced from 6 exons. Bases 134 to 526 code for a protein of 130 amino acids. Gene Ontology annotation, cellular component: ribonuclease P complex. The record is from RefSeq and is a predicted model, not a curated record.
AACUAGCGCUCGGUACUGUGUAUUACAGAGUCACGGAGUUGGGUGGGAAGGGUUUUGUUGCUACACCGGAAGUAUUGUACCUUUGAAAUGCGUGUUUUGUAUCAGCACCCACAAAGCAGACUGCAUACAUAGCAUGAGGCGUCAUGACACAAAGGAUCCAGAGACUGCCACUUAUGAGAGGCUUGUAUUCAGAAAUGCCUCUGAUUACCAUUACAUGAAGAUCUCACUUAUAUUUGAAGGAGGAAACAUUCGUCUCAAUGCUGCCCAUUUCAAGCAGUUGAUCAUUUCUUCACUCAGGGAGCUGUAUGGAGAGAUUGGAGCAGCCUUACCCUUUGAUGUUUUAAAAUUUGAAGAGAACACUUUAUCAGCAGUGCUUAGAGUAUACAGCAGUGCCCUUGUGAGACUGUGGAGCGCCCUCACGUUGCUCGGGGGCUAUCAGGGUCAGCCCUGUGGGGUCCGGGUAGUGCAGGUCACACCAUUUCUUUUAGCUUUGUCUGGUAACAGCAGAGAACUAAAGCUUGACUAAACUGCAUGUGCAUUCCAGAAACCCCGCAAUGACCUUUACCUUGAAAGGACUGAACUUCAGAAGUUUAUAUUGCCUCUCGCAGACGCUUCACCCAGCACAGCUAAGUGUUUCCACAGAUCCCUUACAGUUCCAGAACCUUCACCAGAG